AUGGCUGGGCGUAUGCCGCCCGGUGGCCGCUAUGGCCCACCUCCAUCGUGGCAGCCACCCAAUGGCUACAAUGGGCAGGUUGGCUACCAUCCCCCCUCAAUGCAUCCUCCAGCUUUUCCGUCCCAUCACGAGAGCCAUCCCUACUGGCAACAACCCGGCCAUCACCGCCCAAAUCGCCACGAGUCCGAGUUUGAUCGACAUGCACAUUCCCGUGACCAGUACCGACGUCGGGAUCAGUACCGACGUCGGGACCACUACCAAGGGCGGGACCACUACCAAGGGCGGGACCAGUACAGAGGUCGGGACCAUGGGCGUGACUCUGGCCAUGAUCGCCAUCGUCAAUACUCGCGCUACGAGCAGUCUUCAGGACCACCGCGCCGCCAACGUUCCGCCGCACCCCUGUCCCCAGCGAUGCAAAAAGAGCUCGACAGCCUAUUCAAUAAAAAGUACACGUUCCCGGCGGAAUGUUUUGCCCCCAUAGAAGCAAAGCAGCUCUUUGUUGCGCCAGAGGAGCCCAUCGAUCCAGCUAUGCAAGCACUCAAGGACCGAGCCAAUGGCGUCAAAGGCAGCCUUGAUGACAUGGAUCAAGAGGCACGUCCUGGACUUAUCUUUUUGGCAUCUGAUUCUUGGUUUGCCUUCACCCUCACUGGACCCGCGUGCCCUUUGCAGCUGUGGUACCGCACAGCCAAGCUUCACAACCCGACCAAAAACGUCCCCUUCACCCUCUCGCGCCGGUUUCGUGUUGAGCUGCCCACUAUCGCCUGGUGUAAAAUGUACGAGAUUCUAGCCCGCUAUAAGCUGCUCCAACAGCAUCAGGAGAUGCCCUUUGCCACGGUGCAUGUCUGCGAAGCGCCUGGUGCGUUUGUGGCUGCGCUGAAUCAUUACCUUCGCCAAUUAUAUCAUCGUGAGCUCAAAUGGAACUGGACCGGGCUUACCCUUAACCCUUACUAUGAGGACAACAAUCCCAUUGACAUGGUGGACUCAGACACGCUGAUCCUGCUGACCGAGAGCCAUUGGCACUUUGGUCACGACAACACGGGCAACAUGAUGCAUGCACCCAACCUCAAGGGCCUUCGCGAUCGUGUUCUCCAGCAAGAAAUGCGAGUGGAGCUGGUGACGGGCGAUGGGGCCUUUGACACGUCAGCCAACCCUGCCGAGCAGGAGAUGCUGACAGCCCAGCUUCACUAUUGUGAAGCUGUCGCUGCCCUGGCUUGUCUGGCCCCCGGCGGAACAUUGGUACUCAAGAUGUUCACGUUUUUUGAGCGUUGCUCCGCCGCGCUGGUCUACUUGCUGGGUGGGCUCUUUGAGACAAUGGAUAUUUGCAAGCCAGCAACAAGCAAGGCUGCCAACAGCGAGACGUACAUCGUUGCACAACGCUUUCGCGGCUGUGAUCAUGCUAUUCUUGAUCGACUCCUCGCGCAUAUUGACCCCUCGCAUCCAGUGGACGCAGCAGGGCAACGGUUGGCCUUGUUACCUAGCGCGAGCUUCACCCCUGCCUUUACGCAACACCUCGCGCAGGCUGCAGAUGAGAUCUCACGUUUUACUGAGGAUCAUAUUCAGCACGUUAUCGAUCAGUCGCGCCGCACCGUCCCGGCCAAUCGUGAUGAGCUUAUCAAUUAUCAACGUGCCGUGGCUGAGGAGUACAUUCAGAGAUUUGGAGUCACAGAAGUGCCCGCUCGACUUCAGCUUAGCCCGGCCGUUUACCUUGAUGGGCACAGCAAUCUCAGUACCAGCAGCCGAGCCGGGACCGGGACCCGUCGACCAGAAGAUCACGGAGGCCUUCAGGGCGCCACACUCAAGGAGCGACAAGCCCAUUUGCGCUCGACGGUCAAGCGUCAGCAAGCCGAACGUCACAAGGAAAAGCCCGAUGCAACAAACGCAGACGACGGCACUCCAAGCCAGAAGCGCGUCAAAAUCCAAGCGCAAGGCUUGCAGCUGGAUGCUGAAGACCGACCAAGCAGCGAGAGGCCUGCAGACCCACCCUCGCGGCCUUUGAGCAUUGCAGAGCGCAUGAUGCAAAAGAUGGGCUACAAGCCGGGCCAAGGGCUUGGUCGCGACGGUACAGGCAUUGUACAACCAGUGCAGGCAGCCCCACGAGAAGAGCGCACCGGUCUAGAGGCAGCUCGGACCGCGUUUGCACAGCGUGAUGUCAAGGCCUGGCAGCAGCACGCCGGCGAAGCCGGGAUCGUGCUCGUCAGUCCUGCAUUUGACUGGGGUGCUUUUGCGGGUAGUGGUCGCGGCCGGGCCGAGAUUGAUAUGAGCACCGAGGCCCUGUCGCAAGUUGCUGCAGGACUGCAUCUGCUGCGUCCAGGAGGCACACUCCUCGUACGCCUGGCCGAGACCUUUACUCGUCUCACGGCGAGCCUUUUGCAUUUGCUCUGCUCAACCUUCGCCACCUGCCGUCUGGUCAAGCCUUUGACCAGCGCUCCCUUUGCCAGCGAGUGUUUUGUGGUAUGCCGAGACUACCGUCACGUGGAGGUAGCAUUGCAAUCCGUUCUUAGCGUCUGGCAGGCCAUCUCUACGCCUGCACCUGGACCAGACUUGGGCGUACGACGGGAAUUACUCGCUUUUGUUGGCAUGUCCCAGCUUCUCGAGCCCACGUUCUAUCGCCACGUGGUCAAUGCCACGGAGCGAUUCACCAUUCGCCAGAUCUCUUCAGUCCAGGCACUUGCUACGUUGCUUUCUGAGGCUGAUGGACCUUUGAUUCGGGUUCCCGUUUUGCUGGAAGAAGCUCGUCAGGGCGAAGAUUGCCAAGAGCUGGACGUGGACACGGAGGACCCGAUGGAGCGAUUGAUUGUCUUCUUGCAGCAGUCCCAGAUGACUGAACUGCAACUUGAUGGGGCAGUGCCCAUGUGA
Messenger RNA from Monosiga brevicollis MX1, 2856 nucleotides. RefSeq lists its product as uncharacterized. Gene Ontology annotation, molecular function: nucleic acid binding; methyltransferase cap1 activity. NCBI's taxonomy places the organism in Eukaryota, Choanoflagellata, Craspedida, Salpingoecidae. Gene Ontology annotation, biological process: 7-methylguanosine mRNA capping. Gene Ontology annotation, cellular component: nucleus; cytoplasm. The transcript has 11 exons. The coding region runs from base 1 to 2856 and encodes 951 amino acids. The record is from RefSeq and is a predicted model, not a curated record.